AUGAAACUUGACAAAGUACGGGAGUGGCUUACGCCAUUAUUGGAGGAAAAUGUGGAACCCAUUGAGAUAUACACAGGUGCAGAGCCGGCGGCCGACACCGAAAAGAUCUUCUCACUAUUAUUUCGCGUGCAGGAGGUCGCCGCUACUGAAAAGGAUCUAAAGGACGUAAGGGCCACAUUGCGGUCGACAGAGGACGAGCACAGGCGUAACUUGGAGGGAUUAAAUGAACGAUUGAAGAACGUAAAAGCACGCCACACCUUGCUUUGUGAAACGUUGAGGGCUCUUAGUGGAUCGCCAGCGUCGGAGCAAAAGUUUGCAGAAUGUCUUGAAAGUGGAACAAUCGGCACCAGAGACAACAUAGAGAGGUUACAUCUCCUUCUGUCCAACUCGUCAGAAGCUAGGUUGCCGAAAACACAUUCGGCCCGCGAGUGUCGGGACACCAGCUGCACCGCGGCCUUCUUACACAAGUUCCAGCCUCCCACCGGCGGGGAUAUCCACGCAGCCCCAGGAUCGGCAGUAAACUGCAACAUCUCCGACGAGCUGUCCCUUCUAGAGGAGGUAAAGAUGUUCUGGGUCUUCAAAAAAGGCUUGGACGACAAACUAUCUAGCACUUUCGCCUGGCGCGGCCCUGAGGCUGCUGACAGCAACCCUGUAGCAACACAAUGGCCCCCGGACGACCUCCUAAGUGCUGUAGAAAUAUUGGGUGCCCUUAAGAUUGACUGCAUACUGUCUGUCUUGCAACAAUUUAUAGACGAAGGAGAAGGGCGAGAGGAAAAGAAGAACAUACACAGUACAAAGGCAGAAAAAGCUAUUCGUAGGAUGGCAGAAUUGGCAGGCUUGGAUAGUAAAGAGAUUUCUGUACGCCUGGAUAGGAAGAAACCCGGUGAUGGAAAUCAAUUCUUGUCCCAGAAAAGGGAACAGGACAGCACGAGCGACGAGGAUAUCGAAAACGACGUAGCCAAGAGUAUUAAAACGACAGCUUUGAGACGGUGUGAGAGGCUGAUAGAACGGAUUGCCGUAAUUCAAUCGCGGUCCGAGGAGCAAGAAACGCGGCAGAAGCAUGACUUGGAGAAGUUGUGGGCAAUCUGUCAAGAGUGGCUCGGGUUGGGUGACCAGUGGCCCGAUUCUUAUGGGAAAAACACGAGUGGCCAUAGCGCCAAGCUGACGUUGGGCGACCAGUUUGCGUUCAUCAUCAAUGCCAUAGAGGACGCAGCCCAAAACUUCCAAAACAUAGAAAGAACAUACGACAAUCAGUACGAAGAGUUCAAAGCUAAGGCUGAACCUGACGUCGAGUUAUCGAAAAUUUUGAACAUGACGACCUGGCCAUCCGAUGUGGAUGGCUUUCCGGAAAGGAUAUUACACAAAUCGAGUGCGCUUCAACAAAUCAAGGAUCUCCGCCUUGAAAUCAGCAGGGCUCAAUUCAUCUUCGCUCUCAAAGAUUUCAAUGCUGCAAAAACGGAUAGCCAAACAACGGAAUGCAUUCUGGAAUCGGCAAAGAGCGGCGGCUUGUACUACGAGGGGCUCACCGGCUAUCUGGGGACAGCUUCAUUACAUAGUGAUGCAGCCCGAGUAAAGAGGUCGGAAGGGUCCGAUGCGGCAGGAUUAAAAAAAACGCGGAGCAAGCAUCUUGGAUUUCAGAUUGCUCCAGAAAGAUGA
This is a messenger RNA of Metarhizium robertsii ARSEF 23, 1656 nucleotides long. Its product is annotated as transposase. The record is from RefSeq and is a predicted model, not a curated record. The coding region runs from base 1 to 1656 and encodes 551 amino acids. The transcript is spliced from 2 exons. NCBI's taxonomy places the organism in Eukaryota, Fungi, Ascomycota, Sordariomycetes, Hypocreales, Clavicipitaceae.